Molecule: messenger RNA, 743 nt
Organism: Acomys russatus (golden spiny mouse)
Lineage: Eukaryota; Metazoa; Chordata; Mammalia; Rodentia; Muridae
Gene: Dmac1
Product: distal membrane arm assembly component 1
Exons: 2
Coding region: 54-377 (107 amino acids)
Source: RefSeq, a predicted model, not a curated record
GCAUUUUACGACAGUUCAAAGUGAAGGCUUGGAAGACUGUGCGCCCUUCUGAAAUGGGGUCCUCGUGGUCUGGGAGCGCCGAGCUUCCUGCUGCUGCUCCAACAGCAGCUUCCACUAACCAGCCUGCGAAAGACGCCGUGCCGGCCUCCCCCGCCCAGGACUCCGCGAUUAAAAACUGCUGGAGCUGUCGCGUGCUUUCUGGGUCCGCGAUCUUUGGUGCGGGCGCCUAUGUCUACUUGGUGGCCAGGAGACCUAUGAAGCAAGGAAUCCCACCCGGCCCCGGCACCAUAGCGCAGAUGGUCAUCGGCAUCAGUAUUGCCUGUUGGGGAGUAGUUGUCCUGACAGACCCCAAAGGGAAAGCCUAUCGAGUUGUUUGAAAGCACCAGCACUUCUUUGUUGUCUUCUAUUCCUGGCUGCGCGCCAGGUAGAACAAGCACUGGGUUGGUGGAUAUUCUUUGCAGACCCGGACAAGGAUGCAGUUCACUCUAGGACAUACCAAGAAGACCUUGAAAACAUGAGCUGUCAUUCUUUGGUCAUGGAUAUUUACAGUUUUUACCCCAGCAGGCUAUAAAGGGACAAAUAAAUCCCAUGGAAGCAAACAUGGUUCUGUGUCUUAUCCAGGGAGGUUAAUAUGUAGCUCAAUUUAUACUGAAAGAUAGCAGUUUUGAGAAAAUAUUAAAAUGGAGUAAAUGAUAGGCCAAUAGUGAAAUAAGCUAUUUUAUUAUAAUAAGUAGUUCUUUUUA